AAAACUGGGUCUGGGUGUCUAAGGGUUAAGCUGUCCCAGUUUAUAUGAUGUCCCAGGUUUUUUUCAAGUAACAUUGUAUGAAUUUAAUCUGAACGCAUUUCAGUCAUUCGAAUUUAGGUGAAAAUGUACACAAUUCUGGCUAAAAUGUAGACACAGUGCCAUAAACUAGCCAUCUUAGUCUUGUUGAACACUGUCAGCAUGGCCACUGCCAUUUCAAUACAGUACCUCUCUUAUUGCUUCAAGGCACACCUUGAUACAACCACCAAACGGGAGCAAACGUAUCUGAAAGUCUGUUCAAGAACAUACAAUAAAGUUUUGGGAAAACGUGUUGUUCAGUACAAACCCUUCCGCAACGUAGCAAGCGAACUGAACGCACCUCUGGUUUCAUGAGCGUCACCAGCGCAUAACCUUUGAACUAUGACGCCAACCAUCCAUGCAAACGGAAGUAAACGACCAAGAACAAUUUCCACGUUCGCGUUUUUAUUUAGACGUUUAUUAACACCAUGGAACUCAAAAUAUGACUAAUUUAACUGCACAGCGUCACAUACUUACCCCACGUAGUAUUUAAUUCGCGUUGGAGACAGGACUUGGUUGAUAUAAGUUUUCUAGGUAAUGCUAGUUAGCUGCUAACAAUGGCUAACUGUAUGGUUUUUCACACUCAAAUAGCCUCCAUCAUGGAGGUGCUAGCGAAUGCCGCCGUGGCAGAGAUCUGUAAACUCGUAGACGACGAUUAUGCAGUGUUUCGUUUGGAAAUUUCUCAAGGCCAGAAAGAAAACAGAGGAUUGCGGAGGAAACUACAACUACUGGAACUGAAGGUGGCACGAGAGCGCGUCCUCGCCAGUCGUCCCGGUAGUGUCAAGAUCCUCGACCGAUACAGAGGAAUGGCAAGAGGUGAAGGCAUUCUCACUCGAGGCCACAAGAGCUUUGUGAAGCCAGCGGGACACAAUACAUGGAGUGAUGACCAACCAAUCACUGUUGAUGAGGGGAGUGGAACCUCAACCCAGCACGUUAUCGUGAUAGAGCCUGCAGAUGCAGAGUCUGCAGGUCCUGGGGUUAAGCAGGAGAGGUCUGAAGGAGAGGAUGACCUACGGCACAGCAGAGACAUCCAGACCGGAGUGCCCCCUGUAGUCACGGAGAACCCCACCGCUGCCCCAACGCAGCCCAGAACCCGGCACAGUAUCACGGAGGAGGAGGGUCCAGAGGUGCUGCUGGAGAAGGAGGAGGGGUGUGAGGAGGGUCUGGGGAACCCUGAGGGGACAUUGGUCAUGGAGGACAACCAGACUACACCUCCUCCUGAACCCACAGAGGAACCAGCUGAGCAGCACAAGACCACACACAGUCUCACUGAGUCAGCAGACAUGGAGGAUGGGAAGCCUGAUCUGCUGUUAGUCAAAGAGGAGACAAUAGAAGAUGGACCAGAGAGUAUUGAUCUGCUGAGUGGACUAAAAAUGGGGGAGCAAGGUGGAUGGCUGGAGACUAACAGAGCAGACUGGGCGGCCAUCUUGGAUUCCCAGAUGGGUGCAGCCAAGGGCCCAGCGAACAACAUCACCGAGCAGCCCUGGACCAGAGGUGACCUAGUGGAGGUCAGGGGAUGGGACAGCGUCCUCAACUCUGGGCUGGUGAACAACGCUGUUAACCACAACCAGAAACAGAUAGUCGAACACACAACGACAUCCGAACUUAGUCUCCAUGACAACAGACUGGCUGAGACCAGGGUGAGGCAGCAUAGAUUUGGUUUGCGGGGACAGGAAAGUGAACGUAUGCGGCAGGAGAGUACAGACUUCGCUUACGAUGCUCCGUCCUGCUCCUAUAGUUGUGAUUCAGAGAGACUGAUGGUGCCUCAGGUUAACCCCCUAACAGGUGCUGCCUUCAGCCUGCCUUCUAUAGGAUCUGUCAACUGUAACAUGGACCCUGCGAUAACACAGACACUCCCUGGCCUUCGUUCUCCUCACACUCUCCUAAUGUUAAACCAGACCUCAGACAAUGCCAGUGCCUCAACACUAAAUGGCUACACAAGCCCAUUGACAAAUGACAGUAGUGAAGACGGAAUCAGUAAAGGUGGCAGCGCCAAAGAGAAGCGCUUCCCGUGUUCAUUCUGUGGGAAAGCCUUCAGUUUUCCCCAACAGGUGGAGAUCCACCAGAGAGUGCACACGGGGGAGAAACAAUUUGGCUGCCACCUGUGCCGGGCCAGUUUCUCUCACUCCUUCAGCCUGAAGAGGCACCUGAGAGUCCACACAGGGGUGAAACCCUUCAGCUGUACCCAGUGUCACAUGCGCUUCGCCCAGGCUGGUCACCUGAAGAGGCACCAGAGGGUCCACACAGGGGAGAAACCCUACAGCUGUACGCAGUGUGAGAAGAGGUUCUCCCGCCAGGACCAGUUGAAGAUGCACCUGAAGGUCCACAUGGUAGAGAGGCCAUUCGCCAGUACUCACUGCGGGAAGAGGUUAUCAGAGAGGAGCUACCUCAGGAUGCACCAGCAGAAAAAACAUUCCACUCUUUAACAUAAAAAGUAACCAUUCCCCUGGAUAGCUUCUGACAUUUAGACCAAACCCGGCAUUAAAGACAAAUAUACAUUUUCAUUGUUGUCAGCAGAAAAGACCCACAGAUGCACAGAUGACCCAUAGAUUUCAGUGUUGAAUAUUCCUGGGUAGAAUAUUUCAUCCAGACAUAUAAGGCAUAUCUACACUACCUUUCAAAAGUUUGGGGUCACUUAGAAAUGUCCUUGUUUUUGAUAGAAAAGCAACAACAACAAAAAAUCCAUUAAAAUAACAUCAUAUUGGUCAGAAGUACAGUGUAGACAUUG
Messenger RNA from Salmo salar (Atlantic salmon), 2803 nucleotides. RefSeq lists its product as uncharacterized. NCBI's taxonomy places the organism in Eukaryota, Metazoa, Chordata, Actinopteri, Salmoniformes, Salmonidae. Gene Ontology annotation, biological process: regulation of transcription by RNA polymerase II. The record is from RefSeq and is a predicted model, not a curated record. Gene Ontology annotation, cellular component: nucleus. Gene Ontology annotation, molecular function: DNA-binding transcription factor activity, RNA polymerase II-specific.